CACCACUCAAAAAACAUGUACAUGUAUAGAGAGAGAGAGAAAGAGAUUGUUGCAUUCACAUAAUUCCAAUCAAGUCCUCCUCCUUUCUUUCUUCUUAUCCAAUAACCCGUUUUUGGGGCUUCGGUUACCCAUUUUUUGGGGUGGGUAUGGUUCUGGUGAGGAAGAAAGAAGGAUUUGGAUCCGUUUAAGGUCGUGAAAGUGGUACUUUUUCGAGGUUGAGUUCCGAAGACAUGUUGGAAGACCGGUCCUAUUUGGUUUCAAGGGGAUAUCCUAGGACCUGUGAGCGCGAAAGCAAUUGGGCUUGCAUGAAUUACAUGCUAGAAAAGAUUGAAGUUAGGGGUGGCAAGAGGCCAUUAGAUAAUGAAGGGGGUGAAGAAAUUGGUAGUAGGAAGUUGCCUAAACAAUUAGAUGCUCGUGAAGGAGUGGAAUCUUCAUUGGAAUUUUAUGACAAGUUGAUGGCCCCGACAGACCAAUCCGGUAAUCGGCGACAUGCUGGUGAUAAUUCUGAUUCAAGUUCUCUUAUCCAUGCCAUUGGUCGGGACAAUUCAAUUAGCUGUCUCAUUCGUUGCUCAAGGUCUGAUUAUGGGGCCAUUGCAUCUUUGAAUCGGAACUUCCGUUCACUCAUUAGUGGUGGUGAGCUCUAUAGACUAAGGCGGCAAAAUGAGGUGAUUGAACAUUGGGUUUAUUUUUCUUGCCACCUGCUUGAAUGGGAAGCAUUUGAUCCCACACGUCGCCGUUGGAUGCGUCUACCAACAAUGACAUCCAAUGAGUGCUUCGUGUUUUCGGAUAAGGAGUCUUUGGCUGUUGGCACCGAGCUUCUUGUUUUUGGAAAAGAAGUGCUGUCACAUGUCAUCUACCGAUACAGUUUAUUGACAAACACCUGGUCAUCUGGGAUGAGGAUGAAAACGCCAAGAUGUUUGUUUGGGUCUGCCAGUCUUGGGGAGAUUGCAAUUUUAGCUGGUGGUUGUGAUUCACAGGGCAAAAUCCUCAGCUCAGCAGAGCUUUAUAAUUCCGAGAGUGGAACUUGGGAGACACUCCCAGAUAUGAAAAAACCACGGAAGAUGUGUUCUGGGGUAUUCAUGAAUAAAAAAUUUUAUGUGAUUGGAGGGAUUGGAGGAACUGAGUCAAAACUUCUCACAUGCGGGGAAGAGUAUAAUUUGCAAACUAGGACUUGGACAGAUAUCCCUGACAUGUCCCCUGUGCGCACUGGUGCAGCCAGAGAAGUUGACACGCCUGCUACAUCUGAGGCACCACCUCUGGUUGCAGUUGUAAAUAAUGAGUUAUAUGCAGCUGAUUAUGCUGAUAUGGAGGUCAGGAAGUAUGACAAAGAUGCGAGGGUGUGGAUCACUGUGGGGAGGUUGCCCGAACGUGCUGUUUCUAUGAAUGGUUGGGGUUUGGCAUUUCGGGCAUGUGGAGACCGGCUUAUUGUUAUUGGCGGACCUAGAGCUAUGGGUGAAGGGUUUAUAGAAGUUAAUUCAUGGGUCCCGACUGAAGGCCCACCCCAGUGGAACUUGCUUGGCCGGAAGCAAUCCGGUAGCUUUGUUUAUAAUUGUGCUGUGAUGGGAUGCUGA
Ilex paraguariensis (yerba mate) is the source of this 1571-nucleotide messenger RNA. The record is from the annotation of a GenBank genome assembly. Lineage: Eukaryota; Viridiplantae; Streptophyta; Magnoliopsida; Aquifoliales; Aquifoliaceae.